AUGUUGAAGGAGGUGGAACAUUCACACCGGCACUGCUCGGAAGAUCGGCCUCAGAGGCCCAACAGGAGCUUGGGGGAGCAGGGCGUUAUAUGUCUGUGAUAGGGGGGUUGGGGCCAAAUGACUGGCUUGCCAUCAAUCCAGCUCCGCCGACGGAAUCGGGAUGGGAGGGUAUGUUUGUUAUUGACAUCGAUAGGCGGGAUUGGGGCGAAACUGAGACGGAAGAGGAGCAGGAGCUUUCGCAGAAGGCAAUAUCUUGCGAAGGGACCCUUACGAGGAUACCGAGCGCUCUUUGGUGCAACGUAGGGGAGUUACACAGGUGCUUCGGGGAGUAAUUUUGUCAAGGGCAUUUGGGAGGGUGAUGGCUAGCAUGCUGGAUUACCUUCGGGGCUUGGUCUUGGUCUUGAGGGCCUAUAGACAUGGCGGUGAUAAUGGGGCAGCGGAAUGA
Molecule: messenger RNA, 445 nt
Organism: Tuber aestivum (summer truffle)
Lineage: Eukaryota; Fungi; Ascomycota; Pezizomycetes; Pezizales; Tuberaceae
Source: the annotation of a GenBank genome assembly